AUGUUUAGACAGAAACUGCGUCCUCAUAGGCCGUUCCGUCAGACGGCUACGGUUCAUGGUAGCCAAACAAAGACAGUUCAGCGCAAUAAAUGGAUGAAUUUCCGAUCUAUUAUUACGAGAUGGGUACCUCUAGGAAGUGCUAUUUACGUCGGUUGGUGUUAUAUUCGUGCGAGCAUCAAUUACGAAGUGUCAAAAGUCGAAAUUUUAUUCUACGAGAUGUUUCCUUUCCGUGUUACGAGCAGAAUUUGGGGGAAACUGGCUGCUUGUGAGCUCCCAACGUCUUUACGAAGUUUUGUCUACGGUACGUACAUUAAAAUGUUUAAUGUGAACUUGAAUGAAGCUGAAUUUACUGAUCUGAGGUAUUACAAAAGUUUAUCCGAAUUUUUUACGAGACCUCUCAAAGAAGGUGCGAGGUAUAUAUCGCCUUGCCAUUGUGUCUCGCCCUGUGAUGGUGUAGUUUUAAACUGUGGUCCAGCAGACACAGAUAAAAUAGAGCAAGUCAAAGGAGUCACAUACAGCCUAGAAGAAUUCCUUGGAGAAAAUAAAUGGAAUAAAAGAAAAGAUGAUAAUUAUUACAACUCUUUAUUAAAUAACAAAGACAAUGUGUUACACCAGUGCAUCAUAUAUCUGGCUCCCGGAGACUACCAUCGGUUUCACUCACCAUGCGACUGGACGGCUACGUUCCGAAGGCAUUUCUCUGGCAAACUUCUAUCUGUAAAUCCAUGGCUAGCGAGACUCAUACCUGGUUUAUUUGCCAUCAACGAGCGAGCAGUUUAUGUAGGAGAAUGGAAGCACGGUUUCUUCAGCAUGACCGCUGUCGGAGCUACAAAUGUUGGCUCAAUAGAGAUAUACAAUGAUCCCGAAUUACGAACAAACACGAAAGGCAAACGAAACAGGAUCAGCGAGAUUGACUUAGGACAUGUGCAGUUGAAGAAGGGUGAGUUAUUCGGACAAUUUAAUAUGGGGAGUACGAUUAUUUUACUGUUCGAAGCUCCGAAAGACUUUAAAUUUGACAUGGCUUCGGGUGAUAAAGUCCUUGUUGGACAGGCGUUGUGCGCAGCAACGAAGGAACAGACGAGAUGA
Messenger RNA from Spodoptera littoralis (African cotton leafworm), 1083 nucleotides. Lineage: Eukaryota; Metazoa; Arthropoda; Insecta; Lepidoptera; Noctuidae. The record is from the annotation of a GenBank genome assembly.